AUGGACAUCUCCGCCAAUACUGUCAAAGAGCUCACAAGACACACCAGUGCUUACAAGAUUCCAGUUACCAAUGUUUCUAGGCUGAUAAGUUUGAAUUCUUGUCUUAAAGGGAAAGUUCUACAGGAUUUCACUAGUGAUUAUGGCAACUUGCUUUCCUUCCUCAACACAUCUUUUGAUCUGAUGGCCUUGAUCACUCUAUUUCAGUUUUAUGACCCACAAUUGAGGUGCUUUGCAUUUCAGGAUUAUCAACUCGUUCCAACACUUGAGGAAUAUUCUUACAUCCUCAACAUUCGAAUUACUGAUGUGGUUCCUUUCGUUUGGGUCCCUAAGGUGGUAAGGUUUGAAAAGAUAUUCGAAGCUCUUCAUCUAGGUAUAAAAGAGGUGGAAAGAAAUUGGAAGUCAACUUGUGCUAUUCGCGGUUUCUACCUAUGUUUUCUGAUCAGCAAGGCUGAGGAGUCGGCUAAGAAAAAAUGUUGGGAGGAUUUCUGUCGGUUGCUUGCUAUUAUGAUUUAUGGUAUUGUGUUGUUCCCAUCAGUGGAGAACUUUGUGAGUUUGUCGGCUAUUUGUGUUUUCAUGAACAAAAACCACGUGCCAACAUUGCUUGCAGAUACUUAUUUUGCUAUCCAUUCUAGAAAUGGGAAAGGAGGACAUGUUGGAGGUGGAAUUAUUGUGUGGGAGGAUUGGAACAUCAUUUCCAGUUGCGGUCAAUACUCCAAUGUCCCUCUCAUGGGAACUAGGGAUUGUAUUAAUUACAAUCCUACGCUUGCUUACCGCCUGUUGGAAUUUGCAAUGGAAGGUCCUCCGGAAGAUGCAGAAAUAGUCGAGUUAGUGUAUUUUGCCGAUGGUAAAGAUCCUAUGGAGCUAGAGAAGAUAUCACGCACUUGGACCCGAGUUCAUAAGAGAAAUCAAACCACUCUAAGUAAGAAGGUUCCUAUUGCUAUGGGUCUUUAUAUGGAUUGGGUCAAGGCAAGAGUCAAAGAUUUGUUGUUUCCAUUUGGAAAGUCAGAUCCAUUGUAUGAACAACCUCUUGUUGUCAUGUCUGAUACAGUUUCUGUUGAGUUCUACACUUAA
This is a messenger RNA of Vicia villosa (hairy vetch), 1071 nucleotides long. RefSeq lists its product as uncharacterized. The transcript has 2 exons. Lineage: Eukaryota; Viridiplantae; Streptophyta; Magnoliopsida; Fabales; Fabaceae. The coding region runs from base 1 to 1071 and encodes 356 amino acids. The record is from RefSeq and is a predicted model, not a curated record.